AGGAAAAAUUCCAAGUAGUUUAGCUAGUUGUAUGUCGAUGGAAUACUUGUACAUGGGGGACAACAUGUUUACAGGUCCCAUCCCUUCAACUCUGAGUUCCUUACGGGGGAUUAAAGAAUUAAAUCUCUCCCACAACAGGCUCUCAGGCCAAAUCCCCGAUUUCUUGAAGGAUCUCAACCUUACAAGUUCAGAUCUGUCUUUCAAUAAUUUUCAGGGCAAUCUGCCUACCGGAGGAGUAUUUGCAAAUACAAGUGUAACCUCAGUUCUGGGAAAUGAGAAGCUUUGUGGGGGUCUACCCGAAUAUCGGCUGCCCAAAUGUAAGUCAACCGGUAGAUCAACUAAUGGCAGAGUGAGAAAUGUUUCUAUCUACAUGGUGUCGGGGACUUUGGCAAUAGCAUUUAUGCUCUCGUUACUUUGUUUCCUUUGGCAUAGGAAACAUAGGAAAACAGUCGUUUCUAGCUCCUCAAGCAACCGGUUUCUGAAGGUUUCAUAUCGAGACCUACUGAAAGCAACUGAUGGGUUCUCAUCUGCCAAUCUGAUCGGGACUGGUAGUUUUGGAUCAGUGUUUAAAGGGGUUCUUGCUUUGGAUCAGACAACCAUUGCUGUGAAAGUGCUUAAUCUUGAUCGUCAUGGUGCAUCAAAGAGUUUCAUUAAAGAGUGUGAGGCCUUGAGAAACAUCAGGCAUCGAAAUCUUGUUAUGGUAGUCACGGCAUGUUCGGGCGCCGAUUACCAAGGCAAUGACUUCAAGGCCUUGGUAUAUGAGUUCAUGGUCAAUGGGAGCUUGGAUGAGUGGCUGCAUCCACGAGUUGGAACGAGUGCAGAGAGAGAGAUUAUACUGAGGCAAUUAGGUCUUCUCCAGAGGGUGAAUAUUGCUACAGAUGUUGCUUGUGCUUUAGAUUAUCUCCAUCAUCAAAGUGAAACACCCAUAGUGCACUGCGAUCUUAAGCCAAGCGAUGUCCUCAUUGAUGGUGAAAUGACUGGGCAUGUAGGUGAUUUUGGGUUGGUCAGGUUCAUGCCAGGAGCUACUACGGAGCUGAUUUCUGAGCUGACAAGUUCUAUUGGAGUAAAAGGAUCUCUCGGCUAUAUUGCACCUGAGUACGGAGCGGGGGCUGAGGUGUCAACUAAUGGAGAUGUUUACAGCUACGGCAUCCUCGUGCUGGAGAUGUUCACAGGGAAGAGGCCCACCGAUGACAUGUUCAGUGAUGGGCUCAACCUUCAGUUCUUUGCAAAGGCGGCUUUCCCAGAGCGAGUUCUGCAGAUAAUUGACCCUGUCUUGCUCCGGGAAACUCACGACGAGGAUGAUGACCGAGACAUCAGGAAAACUCGAAGGAGCCACGACAGGUUCCUUAAGAUUCAAGAGUGUGUGGUCUCGAUAGUGGAAAUAGGAUUGGCCUGUUCUUCUGAUGUUCCAAGUGGCAGGGUGAGCGUGAGAGACGUCGCAGCUGCUCUGCAGGCAAUUAGGAAAAUGCUCACCGGAUGCUGAGGAUAUUGAAGACAGUAAAAGAUGCAGUCUAUGUUACAUCUAAAUGAGUGUACUUUCACGUUGUUCUAAGAAUGUAUAUUAUAAGUUGUGAUGUUGUGGUUCGACUCUAAUUCCACUAUU
This is a messenger RNA of Punica granatum (pomegranate), 1603 nucleotides long. Lineage: Eukaryota; Viridiplantae; Streptophyta; Magnoliopsida; Myrtales; Lythraceae. The record is from RefSeq and is a predicted model, not a curated record.